This is a messenger RNA of Radiomyces spectabilis, 1626 nucleotides long. RefSeq lists its product as uncharacterized. Gene Ontology annotation, molecular function: mRNA binding; translation repressor activity. Bases 1 to 1626 code for a protein of 541 amino acids. Gene Ontology annotation, cellular component: P-body. The record is from RefSeq and is a predicted model, not a curated record. The transcript is spliced from 5 exons. Gene Ontology annotation, biological process: nuclear-transcribed mRNA poly(A) tail shortening. Lineage: Eukaryota; Fungi; Mucoromycota; Mucoromycetes; Mucorales; Radiomycetaceae.
AUGACGACUCACGAUGUUCACCGCGUAAUGGAGGAUGACUUGUUUGGAAGUUAUCAACGACAUGAACCUUUGCGUUCACCGACGAGCUUGACCGGAACCUCAUCUGCAUUUAGAUCCAUGACGGCUUCAGACUUUAUUACUUUAUUACCUCCGACUCGUCAACCACAGCAGCAACAAAGACCACAGCUUCGUCCCUCCGUUCGCCGUCCGACUUCCGAAGUUUUGCCAACGACCCAAUUAUUCAAUAGCAGUCCUGAAGCGGAAGCCAUUGAUCGAUGGUUCGAGAAUAUCCAGCGAUACGAGCAAAUGUUGGAAGAGGUAGCAGCGGCUAGUUUGGACCAGAGUUUCAAAGAUGAGCUUCAGCAUAUAAACCAGUGGUUCCGCUGUCGCUCCGAUGCCGAACGAACAGCGGCUCUUUAUACCGUCGUUCAAAAUGCUUCACAGAUACAAAUCCGGUUCUUGAUUACUGUUCUUCAACAGCUGGAAAAUCAAGACCCGCUAUACGCAUUACUUUCACCUGCUGGACAGGACAAAGACAUACAUCACACAUCAACAUCUUUUGGAGUGCGCCCGACCAUGUCAGGAUCGGUGGUUUCGACCGAAUCAGCUUAUGAGAUGCGAAAACGGCAGCUGUACCCGCCUACUCGUCGCGCAGUUCGAGGCCCCUUAUGUAACCGUCUCACUUCAGCCCUCAGUGAACCGGAUGAUCUUCGAAGACGAAAUCGCGAUCUGUUUAGCUCACGACCUUUUGGUCUGAGCCAUCAGCAAGGGAUGCUGUAUGAAAAAGCGUUGGCUGCACGAGCCCAGAUCCAGGCCGCCAACUCGACAGCCAGUGUUACGUCGAAUUCCUCCACCACGUCGUCUUCCAUGGGGUUCUCGCCUUGUGUAAAAUCGUCAUGUUCCACAACCGCUGUGCCGACGAAUCGGUCACCCCUAUUUGGCACGGACUGGCCAUUCCCGCUUGUGUCGUCCAACAACCGAAACAGCAACGGAAGUAUGGUGAGCGAGAAACCGAGCAUAGGUCGGAUCGGUGAGCGACCCACCUCUGUAGCCAAUGACGAUAACAGCUGGGUUUUUGGGUCCCUUUCUAAAAAGAAGAAGGAGAUGGAUCUUCCAUGGUGUGCAAAGGAUACGAUCAAGGAAGACCAAGCCGCUGAACAAGAAUUUAACCAACCGCGUCCCUUGAUGAACAGUAUUACUGCUUUGGAGCAAGCCCAAGCCCGUUUACGAGAGGAACAAAAACAAUCGCUGUCAAAACUUAAAAAGGUUUCACCGGCCCAUCGGGACCCCGUUCCAGGAACUUCGGUUGGGGUGCAGCCCCCGAAAAUCGUAUUACCAGCAACAAAAAAAGAAGAGAAACCACCCUCUAACCACUACUUGAGUCCUUCCUCUCAAGAGGAUGAGGCCGGCGACUAUCUGAGCGAUCAAAGUGACAUGUCCAAUUUGGAGCCCACCUUGACAGGCACGGCUCGGCGGAGAAAGCGGUCAUCGGCAGCACGCGCUCUAAAAGAUAAAAUUGCAGCUGAGACUGUAGAUUUCGAACUCAUGAAAGGUGCGCGACGAAAACUGUUGAAAGUAUUCGAGAACGUGCAACGUCAUUGUAAAGAAAAUGCCAUUGACUUUUAG